AUGAAUUUCAACCACCAAGACGGCAUCCAGUGGCCUGCGCCCCCGGGCUUCAUGUUCAAUUCUGCCACUGCCGGCCCCGACGCCUACCACGCACCAAAUGCCUUCUCUGCACUCCCAAGCGACCACUACCACUACAACCUGGCCUACACCGCGCCCUACCCCACCUCAAACUGCCCGCGCUCCUACAAUGCUCUUGAUUUGACCGGACUGCCCAACGACCUGGCCAUGGCCGACUCGUUCCCGCCCAACGCCUACCACAUUGAGCCGCCCAAGCACCACGAUGCCAUGGACCUGUCGGACCACGAAACCAAAACCCAGCUGAUGCAGCUCAGCAACGACUAUGAGCACACGCCAUACGGCUGUUCUCUCAAGAUCGAAGACCACAAUGGCUACCACAGUCCCUACUCUGACCCCACCCACGUCUCUACACCUCAUGACGAUGCCUCUAGAAGUACCCUCGAUCUGGACACUGGGGAGGGCGGCAUGUUUGACAAGGAGCAGCCGUACGCCCAGUUGAUCUACCAAGCUCUUCUGAACGCCCCGGGGCACACCAUGAUACUCCGCGACAUCUACGAUUGGUUCAAGAACAACACGGACAAGGCCAGCGCCUCGGAAACCAAGGGAUGGCAGAACAGCAUCAGGCAUAAUCUGUCCAUGAAUGGCGCAUUCGAGAAAGUCGACCAGCCAGGCGACGAGGCUCGCAAGGGUUUCAUGUGGCGCCUCACUGAACAAGCGAUCCGCGAGGGCGUCAAAUCAACAACUCGCUACCGCAGCAAGCAGCCCAACAAGCGCGGACAUCGCAGCCAACAACCUCAGCCCCAGCGUCAGGCAUCAGGCGCAAAAGGCGGCCAGGCAGCCCGUCGCGCCGCCAGACUGAAGCGGUCUGCUCGCUUGCACGAAGCCUACCGCAGCGCCCAGCACAUGUCGCGAUCUGUCCCCGCCUCGUUCGACCCGUCAUAUUACCGUUCCGGCUUCUCCAGCUCGCAUCCAUCAUCUCCAUUCCACGGAAGCGACGCAGACUUUGGCUACGGCUCCCAACACGGCGACUACCCAGCGAGUCCGCUCCCAGAUAGUUGUCCUGUCGACUUUCUCUCGUCGGCCGCAUCCUACGUCGGCAGUCCCAUGUCGCAAGGCAUGCCCAUCACAGACACGGCGUGCCUGCUCGACCAGAGCCCGUCCGACAGCCUUUUCACAAACAGCCCUAGUCCAAGUGCAGACGAGCCGCGGACGCCCAUGGACCAGGACCUCUGGCACGACGACGUGGCAAUGGGGCCCUCCUGCAUGUUUGAAGACCAGCUUGUAUAUCGCGAGAACGCAAGCUAA
Exserohilum turcica Et28A is the source of this 1323-nucleotide messenger RNA. RefSeq lists its product as uncharacterized. The record is from RefSeq and is a predicted model, not a curated record. The coding region runs from base 1 to 1323 and encodes 440 amino acids. Gene Ontology annotation, molecular function: DNA-binding transcription factor activity, RNA polymerase II-specific; RNA polymerase II cis-regulatory region sequence-specific DNA binding. Gene Ontology annotation, biological process: regulation of transcription by RNA polymerase II. NCBI's taxonomy places the organism in Eukaryota, Fungi, Ascomycota, Dothideomycetes, Pleosporales, Pleosporaceae. The transcript is spliced from 2 exons.